Salvia hispanica is the source of this 1524-nucleotide messenger RNA. NCBI's taxonomy places the organism in Eukaryota, Viridiplantae, Streptophyta, Magnoliopsida, Lamiales, Lamiaceae. The record is from RefSeq and is a predicted model, not a curated record.
AUGUAUUCUAGUCAUCAUUCCACAAAACCCACCCUUGUCAAUUACUCCUACAAAACAGUCUCACGAGUGACCCUCCCACCGUCGCAGCCGUUUGUGGCGUUGCUCAAGAGCACUCUGAUAAAAAAGACACUCUUCCCGGACGGCCACCUCUGCCGGUUCAAGAACCAACCAGCACAGAGGAGGGGCUUCCUCGGCUUGUAGUACCUCUUCCCAAUCCUCGAGUGGGGCCCGCGUUACAUGUUGGACUCGUUCAAAUCCGACCUUAUUUCUAGGAUCACCAUCCCUAGCCUUUCCAUACCGCAAGGGAUUAGUUGCAACCUACCCCCUAUCCUUGGCCUAUAUUCAAGCUUCAUCCCGUCUUUGGUUUAUGUUGUAUUGGGGAGUUCAAGAGAUUUGGCUGUCGGAACCGUAGCCAUUGGAUCGUUACUGAUGGGAACGAUGUUGGGAAGCAUUGUGAAUGAGGAACAUCAUGACCUCUAUCUUCAUCUUGCUUUCACUGCCACAUUUGUUGCUGGACUUUUUGAAGCUGUCUUAGGCUUUUUCAGAUUAACUAUUGUUUGUGGACAGGAAGGAAUAGCAGUGGGGAGAAGCUUCGCGAUGUUGAAAAAUUACUCCCUCCAGUACGAUAUUGAUGGCAACAAAGAGAUGAUUGCUUUCGGGAUUAUGAACAUCGCUGGUCGGAAUAUUGAUUGCUCUUCUUCUUACUUCACUUCAGGGGCAUUUUCACGGUCGGCAGUGAACUUCAACGUUGGCUGCAGAACUAUGGUGCCAAAUAUAGUGAUCAUGGCAAUAGCCGUGAUGAUCACGUUAUUAUUUCCGACUCCUUUUCCAAUCGUGGUGCUAUCUUCCAUUAUAAUUGCUGCCAUGCUCGGAUUCAUCGACUACGACGCUGCAAUCCAUUUAUGGCACGUUGACAAAUUUGACUUCCUCGUCUGCGUCACUGCAUACAUCGGUGUCGUCUUCGCCAACAUCGAUAUUGGACUUGUCCUUGCGAUUGGACUAUCUAUUAUGAGAGUAGUAUAGUUUGUUGCAAGGCCCAAAACAUUAGUUUCGGGUAAUAUUCCAGAUUCAAAGGCUUAUAGUGAUAUUCAUCAGUAUCAAAAUGCAAGUCUUGUUCCUGAGAUUCUCAUUCUAGAGAUCGAUUCUCCAAUCUACUUGGCUAAUCCCAACUACUUGCGACAAAGAAUUAUGAGAUGGAUUGAUGAUGAGGAAGACAGAUUGAAAUCGAUAGGAGAAACAAGCUUGCAGUAUAUUGUACUUGACAUGAGUGCCGUUGGGAACAUUGAUACAAGUGGGAUCAGCAUGCUGAAGGAGGAAGAUGGUUUAUUAAAUAGGGCUAAAGUGGUGAUGGUGAAUCCUAGAGCAGAGAUGAUGAAGAAGCUUAACAAGUCAAAAUUCUUGGAAACAAUAGGGCAAGAAUGGAUAUUUCUUAGUCUUACAGUGGUAGAGGCUGUUGGAGCAAUCAAUUACAUGCUUCACACUUGUACCCACCAAAUCAAUUUUCAUGGAUCUCACAAUGUGUGA